Molecule: messenger RNA, 4733 nt
Organism: Odocoileus virginianus texanus
Lineage: Eukaryota; Metazoa; Chordata; Mammalia; Artiodactyla; Cervidae
Gene: EZH1
Product: enhancer of zeste 1 polycomb repressive complex 2 subunit
Biological process (GO): heterochromatin formation
Cellular component (GO): nucleus; ESC/E(Z) complex
Molecular function (GO): chromatin binding; protein binding; histone H3K27 methyltransferase activity
Source: RefSeq, a predicted model, not a curated record
GCGGGGCCGCGGCGCGCAGGCGUGCUAGCGGUGGGUCCCUGCGGCUCGGGAUGGAGGCUCAACAUUUAUUUGGCCUUUGUGUCUUGCCAUUCCUCUGAAGGACAGAAGCCACUUGUAAAACCCUACCCUUCGCCUUGCAUUCUAUGAGUUACAGCAAAAUGGAUAUACCAAAUCCCCCAACUUCCAAAUGUAUCACUUACUGGAAGCGGAAAGUUAAGUCUGAAUACAUGCGACUUCGGCAGCUUAAACGGCUUCAGGCGAAUAUGGGUGCAAAGGCUCUCUAUGUAGCAAAUUUUGCAAAAGUUCAAGAAAAAACCCAGAUCCUCAAUGAAGAAUGGAAGAAACUUCGUGUCCAACCUGUCCAGUUAAUGAAGCCUGUGAGUGGGCAUCCUUUUCUCAAAAAGUGUACCAUAGAGAGCAUUUUCCCAGGAUUUGCAAGCCAGCACAUGUUAAUGAGGUCUCUGAACACAGUUGCCUUGGUUCCCAUCAUGUACUCGUGGUCCCCUCUCCAGCAGAACUUCAUGGUGGAAGAUGAGACAGUUUUGUGCAAUAUCCCCUACAUGGGAGAUGAGGUGAAAGAGGAAGAUGAGACUUUCAUUGAGGAGCUGAUCAAUAACUAUGAUGGCAAAGUCCACGGUGAAGAAGAGAUGAUUCCUGGCUCUGUCCUGAUCAGUGAUGCUGUUUUCCUGGAGUUGGUAGAUGCUCUGAAUCAAUACUCGGAUGAAGAUGAAGAAGGACACAACGACACCUCAGAUGGAAAGCAAGAUGACAGCAAAGAGGAUCUGCCAGUAACAAGAAAGAGAAAACGACACGCUAUUGAAGGCAGCAAAAAGAGUUCCAAGAAACAAUUCCCAAAUGACAUGAUCUUCAGUGCGAUCGCCUCGAUGUUCCCUGAGAACGGUGUCCCAGACGACAUGAAGGAGAGGUACCGAGAGCUCACAGAGAUGUCAGACCCCAAUGCGCUCCCCCCACAGUGCACACCCAACAUCGACGGCCCCAACGCCAAGUCUGUGCAGCGGGAGCAGUCUCUGCACUCCUUCCACACACUGUUCUGCCGGCGCUGCUUCAAAUAUGACUGCUUCCUUCACCCUUUCCAUGCCACCCCUAAUGUGUAUAAACGCAAGAACAAAGAAAUCAAGAUUGAGCCAGAACCGUGUGGCACAGACUGCUUCCUUCUGCUGGAAGGAGCAAAGGAGUACGCCAUGCUGCACAACCCUCGCUCCAAGUGCUCCGGGCGUCGCCGGCGAAGGCACCAUGUGGUCAAUGCUUCCUGCUCCAACACUUCAGCCUCUGCUGUGGCUGAGACCAAAGAAGGGGACAGUGACAGGGACACUGGCAAUGACUGGGCCUCCAGUUCUUCAGAGGCGAACUCUCGCUGUCAGACGCCCACGAAACAGAAGGCAAGUCCGGCCCCACCUCAGCUCUGUGUAGUGGAAGCACCCUCAGAGCCUGUGGAGUGGACUGGGGCUGAAGAAUCUCUUUUUCGAGUCUUUCAUGGCACCUACUUCAACAACUUCUGUUCAAUAGCCAGACUUCUGGGGACUAAGACAUGCAAGCAGGUCUUCCAGUUUGCAGUCAAAGAGUCACUUAUCCUGAAGCUGCCCACAGAUGAGCUUAUGAACCCCUCGCAGAAGAAGAAGAGAAAGCACAGGUUGUGGGCUGCGCACUGCCGGAAAAUUCAGCUGAAGAAAGAUAACUCCUCCACCCAGGUAUACAACUACCAGCCCUGCGACCACCCGGACCGCCCCUGUGACAGCACCUGCCCCUGCAUCAUGACUCAGAAUUUCUGUGAGAAGUUCUGCCAGUGCAACCCUGACUGCCAGAACCGCUUCCCUGGCUGCCGCUGCAAGACCCAGUGCAACACGAAGCAGUGCCCGUGCUACCUGGCAGUGCGGGAGUGCGACCCUGACCUAUGCCUCACCUGCGGGGCCGCGGAGCACUGGGACUGCAAGGUGGUGUCCUGCAAGAACUGCAGCAUCCAGCGUGGCCUCAAGAAGCACCUGCUGCUGGCCCCCUCAGAUGUGGCCGGAUGGGGCACCUUCAUUAAGGAGUCAGUGCAGAAGAAUGAAUUCAUUUCUGAAUACUGCGGUGAGCUCAUCUCUCAGGAUGAGGCCGAUCGACGAGGGAAGGUCUAUGACAAGUACAUGUCCAGCUUCCUCUUCAACCUCAACAAUGAUUUUGUCGUGGAUGCUACCCGGAAAGGAAACAAAAUUCGAUUUGCAAACCAUUCAGUGAACCCCAACUGUUAUGCCAAAGUGGUCAUGGUGAACGGGGAUCAUCGAAUUGGAAUCUUUGCCAAGAGGGCAAUUCAAGCUGGCGAAGAGCUCUUCUUUGAUUACAGGUACAGCCAAGCUGAUGCCCUCAAGUACGUGGGGAUCGAGCGGGAGACGGAUGUCCUUUAGGCCUCGUGGGCCCCUCGCCAGUGCUAUGGUCGCGGCACUGUCCUGCUUUCAUGCACACACCACUGCUGCUCGAGUUUCCUGCACUAUGUGUCUCCUACACCGAGAAACCCCCCAUCCGCUCCCUCUGUAGUGAGGCCUCACCUGUGUCCAGUGGGGACAGAACUGUCUCAGCGAGAGGGGAGACAGAGGCGGCUAGGGCUUGGGCUCCCAGGAAAGAGAGUUGCAUCAGUGGGAGACUGCGUCUCAGGCCUUGGAGGAAGAGAGCACAGGCUGGGGACAGGUGACGUUUGCUUGAGUUCUUAACGGCUCCCCAGGCUGUGGGCCUCAAGGGUCACCUUGGACAGUUCCUAACAAGCAUUAGCCUAACUUUCCAAAUCAAGGAUCCUUCCUGUAGUUGGGUCACCAGCAGAUCUCUCUGUGGUCCUGAGACCAGGAGAGGACAGGUUCAGUGAAGUUUGGUACCCAGAGCUUGUGAGUGAUCAGGGUUAAAAAUGAGCCUGGCAGGCAGAGCAGACUGAAUUCAGAGGGGAGAUGGGGAACCUGACUACUACCUCUUUCCCCCUGACAUGCUUCAAACUGAAAGAGUGUGGGUUCUAAGAAAAGCUCUUCAAGGCUGGGAGAAAUAAAGCUGAGUGCCAUCCAUCUUUCUGCAGACAGUGAGAACCAGCCCAACGACAAUAAUAAACUGCUAAGCUUGGGGCCCAGCAGGCUUUGGGGCACCCUCUGUGUGUACUCUGGAGACGAAUGGGUAUGUUUUCAGAUUCCCAGGAGCAGAUGCCAGUGCCCUGUCAACCCCUUUCAAAGUUCUGAUUUGGCAGUGACAGGUGGGCAUUACACUGCUGCUUAAGAACUGGAGGGGUGGUGCAGUCUGGGUCUGAUGCUCUUGUUCCCUGCAGAUGUAGCUGUUUUCAGGCCUUUCUUUUCCCUUAGAGGCUGGGCCUAUGGGGCCGCUUUUGCUCCUGUCUUCCGGGUAGUGGGGUACAGGCCUGGACUAGCGAAGGGGAAGGUUGGUGGAUCACUUUCCUGCCUGGAGUCCCUGUUGUAGGAAAGGAUAAGUUGACACUAUGUGUUUGGAAGUGGGCGAGGAGCUCCUAGGUUGCACGUGUUUGGGAUGGCACCACGCAGGCAGACUGGCAGAGGGUAUUUAAAUGUUGAGAAGACACAGGUUGGCCAGCUGUGCCAGUUCAUAGUGACAUUCUCUCUGGGAUUCAUGGAAGCACUUUAUUUCCUCUAGAAGGUCUAGAGAUUGAGGUAGAGUUUGAGCUAAGGUCUCGGGGGUCCCUGCCCAAAUCUCUUUGCUGAGGGAGCGGGGAGGAGGUGAUGGGAGAUUCUCCUCCAGCUCUAUCUCAUGUCCUGGUGGAGGCAGAAGCUGCCGUGAAACAGCAGAAUUGAAUGAGAAUGGCACCAGCCCUAAGAACCGCCCCUGUGUCAAUGGCUGGUGCUGAGCUGCAGGGAAUAAGGCGCUUUGUGCUAGGGAAAGAGAAGUGGGCAGGUACAGACAAGCCUAGGGUGUUAGAUAAGGGAGCGGGCUUCUCCCUUCUCUGUGGAGUCAGAGCCUCUCUUCCCUGGUCUGUGCUGACCACCCCCUUCCUCUAACCCCAUUGGUUGUCCCAGUGAAGCAAGGAGUAGGGUCCCCUCUGGCCAGACUGUUACCUAGGGAUUUCUGUGGGACAUGCACGUGCACACGCAUACACACACACACACUCACUCACUCACUCACAUACCCUCACUCACCACACUAGUGGGCACACAGGCACUCAGCACUGAGCACACACCCAGCCAGUUCCUGACAGAAGCCUCUUCCCACCUGAUGGGGCCAGCCCCUGCCAGGCUUCUGAAAUCUUCAUCUGCUGUGGUUUGUAUGCAUUGUGUAUAGGGGACACCCUCUAGCUGGACUGUGGGCUCCGAAUUACUCAUAAAUUAUAGGGAAAAACCAGAGACAGAGGAAGGAGGGUUAGGACUGUCUGAAAUGCAGUCCGGGGGCUGGCUAUGAGGAGUAGAUGGGGAAAAAUUGACAUCCAGCCUUUGAAAGGCUAGACUGACCCCACCCUUCCCUCAGCGUGCAGAAUCACUGUGGUUGACCCCCUCCUUCCCCUGUGUCAGACCACUGCCUACUGCUGUUGCUCCAGCAUUCCCAUCCUCUCCCCUGAUCUCCCCCACCUUUAAUGACAGGUCUUAACCCCUCCCCCCAGACAAGUAAUGAUGGAUGGAGUGAGGUGGUGGGAAUGGCGGGGGAGGCUGGUAUAUGUGCGGCUCUGUUGCCAGUGAAUUUCACGCACUUUAAAGUCCUGUGGCUUGUGACCUCUUAUCUGAAUAAAGUGGUAGAAUCCA